This is a messenger RNA of Diabrotica virgifera virgifera (western corn rootworm), 4498 nucleotides long. RefSeq names its product protein unc-13 homolog 4B (gene stac). Lineage: Eukaryota; Metazoa; Arthropoda; Insecta; Coleoptera; Chrysomelidae. The record is from RefSeq and is a predicted model, not a curated record. The transcript has 18 exons. Bases 16 to 3819 code for a protein of 1267 amino acids.
CUUCUGAGGUCAGCGAUGUAUCAAGAGGUGUUUUGCCUCUCUCGAGGCAUCGAGGCUCUUAGAUUACUCAACAACGAGCCAAAAGAAUGCCCGAAUUUCGAGAGAAGCAGUGCCUUAAGAAGGCGGGUUGUGAAAAAUCAAAAACGACCGGUUUUGAAGAGACAAAAUUCCAGAAGGAGCUUUGACGAUUGUUUGGAAAGAUGUGGGGUUAUUGAAGAAGCUGUCAAUACUGUAAAAGAUGGAUAUUUGAAAGAGUAUUGGAAGUGUUUGAACCAGCUGAAAAUGAUUAAGAUCCGGCGCAAGAGCAAUGGAAACGCGAUGGUGAAUAAACAGUUAAGGCAGAAAGUGGCGGAGAAGAAAUACAGUGACGAAAAGUUGGGGAUUUGGAAGUUGCGGUGGAGAAACAGGAGGAUUCAUCCUGUGUGCGAUGUAAGGAUCCAACAAGUCGACGGUGGAUUUUUCGAAAAAUUUGGCUCCCUCUUCAGGGAACAGGCCGAGCUCGUUGUAGCGCAGGAGCAGAUCGAAAAACAAAAAGUAGCCGAAGCCGCUGCGGAGAUUUCCCCGGAUAAAUUAGAAGAAGAAAGCGACAGCGACCAACCGUUGCCGACGGUCGAAAGCGACGAAGUGUCAGUCGCUUCAACUGAUUCAGAAAACGAGACCGAGAAAGAUCAGACUGAUCUUAUAGCGACAGCAUUGAAUAUUGAUGAACUCUACCGUGAAGUAUUGUAUGAAAUUCUUCACAAUGUCGGCUGUGACGUUAGUUGUGAAAUCGGACAGACUGCCCUAUUCUCCUAUGCCCAAGAUGCCUUCAAGAUCUCCAACGACAAACACAGGAUGCUCAUGGAAGAGGCGGAACAGAAGAAGGCCCCCGACUUAAUGAUUAAUGUUGAGAUAAUAGAAGCCAAAGAUCUUAGACCAAAAGACUCCAAUGGAUUAAGUGAUCCAUUCGUGACAUUAUAUCUUGCCUCCUGUACUGCCCACAGAUAUAAUUCAUCCGUAAAACCGAUGACACUGAAUCCGGUAUGGGAAGAACACUUCGCUCUACCUAUCCGACAAAACACCUCUGACGAAACUCUUUGUCUAGAAGUAUGGGACUUCGACCCAGCCGAAUCUGUUAAGGAAAAAUUGGGCAAAGUGUUCGAUGUUAAAGGACUGAAGGGCAUGAGAAAGUUGGUGAAAGAGAUUGCUGUAACUGCCACGUCUGGUCAACACGAAAAUGAACUGAUUGGAAAAGCCAACAUUCCUUUAAGUGCGAUUCCUGCAUCCGGUAUGACGAUGUGGUACAGUCUGGACAAAAAGAAUAAAAUCGCUCGACAAGGGGUCUUGAAAGUAAGGAUCGCAUUUAGUUCCGAAAAGAACAAUAAAGUUGCAGAACAAGAAUAUAGGCAUUUGUUAAGGAUUAUAUUACUACAUGAAUUGGAAACAUCCAAAGUAGCUCCCCACUGGUGGUGCGGAUCCUUCACUCCCCAAGGAGAACAGAUCCUCACCCAACACAUCGCCCAAUCAGGCCUUUCGCCGAUAGAAGUGGCCGUGUGCCAGUACUGCGUUUUCGCAGCCAUCCAUCAAAACCACGCUCUGAGCCUCACCCUCUUUUCCAACCUAUUGGACAAGAUAGUCAGAGCUGUCCAAAGCAGCGGUAUGUGCGAAGAAGAUAUCAAACUGUUUUGGGACGCUACGAAAAAGUUACUACCGUCGUGUGUGAAGGUCAUAAGGAAGAUCAGGAAGAAGAACAUAAACGAGAAGACGAAGAUGAAGCAAGUGACUGAGGUACUUAGAAUCCUUAACAACAUCAAUUCACUGGAACCUCCGCCAAACUUUGAUCUCUUUCCCGUGAUGCUGUAUCCUUGGAUAACAUUCCGAGAGGAACCAAAUUGCGACAUUCCCUCUAUAAUCAAUGAUGCCGUUUCGCAAGGUGCGCUGGAUUGGUUGAAUCACAUUCUCGAAAAUAAUAAGAGGCCAGAUGAGUCUGAUUUGGCGAGGUUGCAGAAUAUGAUACAGAUCAUUCAGUUGGUUAGGAGCGAUCUGCAGAAAGCUAUAGAGUUUUAUGACAAACUAUUUCAAGAGACUGUUAAUUUCCAAUAUGCCAAAGCACUAUACGUAUUUUACCAAGCAAAACUAUCAACGUUCUGCGAACCAGAGGUUGUGGAAAUAUGCAAAGGCCUUAAGAAACUUAACUACGGAUACGACCAAAUCGACGGUGAAGUUAGUAUGGACCCUCUUUCCGAAGGUACUUCGCUUUUUGAGCUGUACCUGGCUAUACAAAGGUUCCACACUUUAGGAGUUGGUUUGUGCCCUGCAGACUGUGAUAGUUUUCAUAUUAAAAACUUCCAUGAAUGGUUCCACGGAGGUGUGGCUCAGUGGUUAGACAUUGCGGUCUACAAAGCCUUGCAAAGGAUCGAAAAAGCCGUGGAGUUAGAUCAGCUGGUUCACGUCGACAAUACGGUCAAAUACAGCUCUUCGGCUGUGGAUACGUUGACCAUUUUUUAUCAGGUAAAAGUUUUCUGGCAACAGCUGAAUUGGCCUGACGUAGAAAGUUGUUAUACUUUCAUAGCCAAAAUAAUCGAUGAUAUAUGUAGAUGUUCCGUGUUCUACGCGGACAAGAUGGCAGCUCGCGUGGACGGCUUGGGAGACACCCAAGACAUCUACGAGAAGAGGUUCGAAGUGACCAACGAAUGGUGUUUGGCCAUCAACAACAUCGACUACGUUCGGGAAACGCUGGAGCCGUUUACGAGAGACCUCGGAAUGACUGAAGUUAUUGAAAAAAUCUGUGAUUUGAAAAGUCCGUUGGACGGACAGAGGUGCGAACAAACCUUGGAGAACGUCAUCGCUAAUGCCAUCGAUACCGUCAGGAAUAAAAUCAUAGAGUUGCUGGAAACAGUAGUAAACAAGAUGGCGCCAUCUAUGAAACGGCUUCUGAUAGAAGGAGCAGAGCUAUGCGAUCAGGACUCUAAUAGUAUGGACAGGCUAAUGAUGUACGUGGACAAUAAUUUGUGUACUUUACACCGAGAACUGAACGACGAAAAUUUCAAUAGGACGUUGGAGAUCGUUUGGAAUAUGCUGGCCGACACUUUGGAGGACAUCAUACAAACUAAUGUAGACAAACGACGACCACCUUCAUUUUUCGCCAACCUCCAUAAAACCUUAAACCUAAUGUUGGGUUCGUUCAAGAAUCCCAAUGACUGUGAUAGCUGUGAUGCUCUGACCAGAACUGAACAAACGUUAAGGGUACACGGACUAGAAACUACUGAUUUAAUUCACGAAGUACACAAAAAUUUAACCGCCAAAUUCAAAAACACAAAAGAUUCUCCAUUCGGAGAGAUCUCAGUUAGAGCCAAAUUCCAAGACAACGAUCUCAUCGUUGAAGUAAUGAACGCCAGAAACCUGAUGGCCAUGGAUUCGAACGGAUCCUGUGAUUCCUUCGUACGGGUUCACCUGUUACCCGAGCACAAGUUCAUUGGGAUAGAGAAACCGAAGACUAAAACCCACAACCGGAUGCAGUUUCCACUGUACGACGAACAAUUCACAUUCAAUUUAACUUGCGACCAGAGGCAGAUAGAAGAUGCUUUAAUACUGUUUAGCGUCAAAGAUAAAGAUUUGUUGGGAUAUAACAAUCAGUAUAUCGGCGAGGCUUUCUUGCCGUUUAGCGAGAUAGAAGACACUUCGGAGUAUAUCACCAACUUGUCUCAAGUUCAUUUACCCUUGGACAGGCCUACAGAAAGCAGCUUACAAACGAUCGAAAUACGCGCUUUGGAGCACAGACAGGGUGAAAAAUUAGCCAAAGAAUUUUUAAAGAAGUUCAAGCAGAGGAUGGGCUCCUGAUCUUUACUUAAUAGACUGUUUUACUUUAAGAUUCGAAGCUACAGAAGAGACAGGGUCACACCCGUGUUUUAAUAGAGACAGUGCUCAACAAGGCAAUGAAUUGUUACCAACAAGAAUCAUUUUUAUAUUUGGCAACGCUUUAUUAGGGAUCAUAUAUUAGGACUUUCUUUUGAUAAGUAUUUUUAAAACAUCUAGUAGAUAAUUUAUACUGCGGAACCAAUAUCUUCAUUGUAAUGGAGGUUCAGAAGCAGAUUUAAGACAUUUUGACAUUGUAGGAUAUAAUAAGAUAUUGGAGACCAAGGCCAAAGCGCGGUUGCCGGAUUGCAGCUGAUUCUGUCUCAGUACGCCACAUCUGCGCAUAAACCAAAAUUUUACAUAGUGGAUAAACGUUUCUUGUGGGGAUCUACUUUGUCGAUGAUUUGUAAAAUUAUUUGAAUAUUUGCUUAUCUGAAUCGCGCGGUAUACGUACUAUAUUGGAAUUCGUCAUUAUAACAAUUUAUUGCCAAACAAUGUAAGUAACCAUUAUUUUUUAACUUGUAUCGUCAUAUUACUUGCUAUACUAAGCGUCGAUGUAUAUUAUUUGUGUUUAAAAACCAUGUAAAUCAUAUUUUUUUAUUGUAACUAUAUCGAAAUAAUCGCAAUAAAAUUAGAUUUGAUCAAAAAUAAAUAUGUAUUUUUA